UCGAGCGAGCCGAUCGAGCUCCGAGCAAGAAGCUCUAUCUUCUCCUCUCCUUGUCAACCUAGCUAGUAGCUAGGUAAGUUACCUCGAUCGUGCAGGCGAUGGCAACGCCGGCAGGAGGACGGCCGUCGCAGCCGCAGCCGCAGGCGCAGCAGCUGUCGGUGGAUUUCGAGGCGCUGAGCUACAUCAGCAGCCUCGUGGAGGCGUUCCAGGCGUUCGACUCCGACAACGACGGCCUCGUCACGGCGCCGGAGCUGAGGGGCCUCCUGGCGUCGCUCGGCCUCGACAAGCCGGAGCACGAGGUGCGCGACAUGCUGGCGCGCGCCGACGCCGACCGCGACGGGAAGCUCAGCGUGGAGGAGCUCCUGGACGUGAUGAACGCCGGGCAGCUCGGCCUGGGCGCGCUCGGCGCGCUGCUGCAGUCCGCCGUGCCGGCGCUCGAGUCCGCGGCGGGGCCCGACGGCGUCCUCGGCGCCGAUGAGCUCGCCAGGCUGCUCAGCGUCAUGGGCACCGCCAGCGUUGAGGACUGCAUGGAGAUCAUCGCCUGCAUGGACGGCGACGGCGAUGGCGCCAUCAGUGUCGAGGAGUUCAGGCUCAUGGCCCAGCUGCUCUAGCUUACUAUCCACUCCGUAGGCUCUACCAAACAUACAACUUUGCAAGAAGCUACGCGUUGUUGGAGAAUACUUGAUGAUGGUUUUAGCAAUAAGAGAUCGAGUUUAUCAACUCUGAACUCUGAAUUUUGAAUUCGAACUCUGAACUGAGCACAGCUGAAGCUUUGAUCCUAUCAGAAACCCAGGAAGUGAUAAUGAUUCUCCUCAA
This is a messenger RNA of Oryza sativa Japonica Group (Japanese rice), 816 nucleotides long. The record is from RefSeq and is a predicted model, not a curated record. Lineage: Eukaryota; Viridiplantae; Streptophyta; Magnoliopsida; Poales; Poaceae.